Molecule: messenger RNA, 1163 nt
Organism: Andrographis paniculata
Lineage: Eukaryota; Viridiplantae; Streptophyta; Magnoliopsida; Lamiales; Acanthaceae
Exons: 6
Coding region: 498-962 (154 amino acids)
Molecular function (GO): ubiquitin protein ligase activity
Source: RefSeq, a predicted model, not a curated record
CCAGCCUACUACAGUUUAACGAUGCCGUGCGACUCUUCAACUUCCUUCCUCUUAACGAAUUUGCAAUGUGGCCCUUCUAUGUGUAGUUAUUUUCCGCAAACUCCACCAUAUAUAUCUAAAUGGUGCUACACACCCCCCCUGAAAUUCAUUAAAUUGUCUCGCUAAGCCCCAAGGCGUUGGCAGCGCAUCCAAUUCCAAACCUUGUCGAGUAUGUAACUCGAGGGGCGAGGGUCGGAACCCAAAAUCCCAGCCCCUAGUUAUAAUGGUACAGUAGCAGUUGAUCCGUUGAGAAACGGAAAAUAAGCGAAAUUCACUGGGUUCUUGAUUGGGAGAAAAUGGAUGGGCCACCGGAGAUUGAUGUCUGUUCCAUAUGCCAUAACAAUUUUCGAAUUCCAUGCCAAGCUAAUUGCAGCCAUUGGUUCUGCGAUAAUGGCGCUAGGCAUUGAGUUUACAUUUGCUAUCUUGUUCAAGAACUUGGUGCCAUUACAAGUAGCUGUAUGCUACAACUUUGGGAUCAUGGGGAUGCUCUUCACCCUUGUAAAUGCCCCUUGUGCAGAAGGGAGAUUAGCUUACUGGUUCCUAGUGGAGCAUCAUCAAGGCAGCACCAUUCGGCUGAUGUUGCUGAUAUUUUGGAGAGAAUAGAGAGAUAUAACCGUCUGUAUAGUGGCUUCCCAAGUGGUCUCAUGCAGAGAAUGCAAGAGCUUCCAUUUCUGCUUAAGCGGUUGUUGCGAGACAUAAUGGAUUCCCGCAGAUCACUUCCACUUGCCAUCAGGGCACGAGUUUAUUUGGCAGUGUUUGCUACUGCAGCAUAUUUCCUUUAUCCACUGGAUAUAAUUCCCGAUGGGCUGCUAGGAAUAUUUGGUUUUAUGGAUGAUAUGUUUGUCUUGUUUAUAAGCUUCAUGCAUAUUGCUGCUAUAUAUAGAGCAGUUUUACUGGAUCGGCAGGGAGGUGCUCAACAUUGACAGGAUUCUUUGCAGAGCAUUCGUUGUAAAGUUGAGAUUCACAAGGGGGGUCUUGAGGACAAGAAUUCAUUCCCAUUCGAGCAUUUGUAAAUUGUAAGUGUAGUAUGACAGAUGCAUGUGAUCGAAAAAUACAUUGUACAGUCGUUCCCCACACCCUGUGAGUUGUUUUUUGUGUAAAUAAAGCAAUCUUCUUUGUUCUUU